AUGAGUCUAGAGGUUGUGCGAGGUUUGGUUGAAAAAACACCUGAAUUCUACAACGACUAUUUAUUGAAAACUCAAACAAUAUUUACCCCAGUUUUUGAAAAGUUUGCAAAACUAGAAGAACUUGACAGAGAAUGUAAGCAGAUGGAAAAUGUCUUGAAAUCCUUAAAUUGUACGAAACCUUGCACAUCAUGCAAUUCUAAAGAAUUCGAUGAGAAAUUUGGUAUCGAGGUGAAACAAGUGAAGAAAACGGAACAAGAAAACGCGAAAUGCAACGAAAAAGAAAAUGAAAAAGAAGAAGAAACAAAGGAAAAUAAUUCGACGAAAAAGGAGGCCGAGCAAAAGAAAAUGGUGCCGGCUUUGAGUGCUGAAGAGUUUAAAACUAUUCCCAAAUAUAUGCUAGGGAGGCUAACGCAUGAUAAUUUGAAUGAACUUGCCAUGAGGAUCGACGAAUUCCUGAGCCUCAAACAGAAACUACACACAAAACCUAACAAGGCUCUAACGAGAGAGGAUCGAGAUUCAUUGGAUAAAUGGAAGGAGCUGGAGCGAAAAUCGAAAAAACUGACGACGAACCUGUUUUGCAUCGAAAGCGACAUCAAGCCGUUGCUUUCAGAAAAACUUCGCCCAAGCUUCGGAAAAAUGAUUCCUUGCCUUCGACAUGUUCGACGAAUCCGAGAAGAACGAUGCGGACCAACAACAUUUUAUUAUGUAUAA
This is a messenger RNA of Caenorhabditis bovis, 711 nucleotides long. Lineage: Eukaryota; Metazoa; Nematoda; Chromadorea; Rhabditida; Rhabditidae. The record is from the annotation of a GenBank genome assembly.